Messenger RNA from Didymella exigua CBS 183.55, 2768 nucleotides. Its product is annotated as arrestin domain-containing protein. The transcript has a single exon. Bases 268 to 2661 code for a protein of 797 amino acids. Gene Ontology annotation, molecular function: protein-macromolecule adaptor activity; ubiquitin protein ligase binding. The record is from RefSeq and is a predicted model, not a curated record. Gene Ontology annotation, cellular component: cytoplasm; cytosol. Gene Ontology annotation, biological process: ubiquitin-dependent endocytosis. NCBI's taxonomy places the organism in Eukaryota, Fungi, Ascomycota, Dothideomycetes, Pleosporales, Didymellaceae.
AUUUCCCCUUCACCGCGUUCGGGCGCUUUGUUUCGCAACACUUGUGUCGUCCUUUCCCAAAGCGUUGACAUGGGUCCUGUUAUGUUACCUUGACCUGCCUUGCCCGGGACUUCCUUUGUAACACGCAUUUGAAUCUCCUGAGUUACACAUACCCUCCCGUGUGUUGAUCAGGCCCUGGCCUCUACAUAAGCUCCUGUGCAUCCUGCAUGCUGCUGCAAGACAUUGUCGCUACCUCCAGCAAUUGGCGUCACUAACGCCAUCCUCGCCAUGACAGAAUACCGUCACGUUUACUCAGACCGCGGACGUCUACGCUACCUACCCGAACACCUCCCAGAACCCAUCUGCCUCCGACGUGGUCUCUUCCAGGGUCGCCCUCGUCGCCCGCACCGCAUCCACAUCGCACACGUCGCACCUGACCCCACCCUCCUUUGCCGCAAGAAGCGGGAAACGACUAGCAAGUCGUACUUCACAGAAAAGCUGGCGGGCCCUCGUGUAAACGCCAAGCGCUAUCUGCGCAAUCUCUUCGACAAGCAGUCCGCUACGCCACCGGAGCCUACAGACAUUGUUCUGCCAGCAUCGUCUACCAACAGCAACCGCACCUCCAUAGCCUCUUUCCCCGAGAGCAGGCUCUCCACAGCACCCAGCGACAUGCGUUCCACACCAAGAGCCUCGGGCGCAGUCGGCUCGUUCGGUCAAAUGUCUGCACAAUCACACAUUGACAUGUCUCGCCCUUCAGUAUCAGACUCGCACUUCUUGUCUGGGAGAUCUUCAGCCAAAAGCGCAACCAGCAGCAUAACGAAGCUGCCAGAAGAGAAGCCGGUAGCUUCAGGGGGUGGCGUUAGCGUCAACAUUGCGCUCACAGAACCCGUGCUGUUUCUCCAGGGUUUUGAGCAGAGUGAACAUGCUGAGCGAAAUACUGCCAUGCUCCGUGGAUCGCUGAUCCUGAAGAUCACGAAACCAACAAAGCUCAAGGCCAUUACCCUGAAGUUCAGAGGAAAGGCCCUUACAAAAUGGCCCGAAGGCAUUCCCCCCAAGAAGGUCGACUUCGAGGAGGUCGACAUUCUUAUGAAUCACACAUGGCCAUUCUUCAACGCCCAAUUUCCUACCGCAGAGACUGGCACGGGCGCGGAUCGAGUCGAACUCUACAAGAGCGGUGGUGGUCUCGGGAGCUCGCCAAACGCAUCUUCCACCAACCUUACAUCAAAGGAGGCAAAGAGGUUGUCCUUGCAAGUCAACCACUCACGCAGCUUUGGUAAGGGCGAAUUACCAUCAAGCGGGCCGUCCGUAGCACAAAAAGGAUACAGGACGUUCAAUGCUGGCGAGUACAUGUACAACUUCGAGCUCCCACUUGACAGCCAUCUUCCCGAGACCAUCGACGUCGACCUCGGUUCCGUCAAGUACGAGAUGGAGGCUACGGUCGAACGAGCUGGCGCAUUCCGCACCAAUCUGCUUGGCACCAAGGAAGUCGUCCUUGUCCGUACGCCUUCAGAGGGCUCGCUGGAACAGGUCGAGCCGAUUGCCAUCAGUCGAAGUUGGGAAGACCAGCUGCACUACGACAUCGUCAUCUCUGGAAAAUCAUUCCCACUCGGCGCACAGGUCCCAAUUGCCUUCAAGCUUACGCCACUAGCAAAGGUGCAGUGUCACAGGAUCAAGGUCUUUGUCACGGAGAACGUUGAGUAUUUUUGCAACCAGAAGCGCGUGCACCGCAUGGAGCCCGUUCGAAAGGUGCUGCUCUUUGAGAAGCGAGCCGAUGGACCACCAACAAGCACAUUCCCUGGUAGCACAAUGCGGAUAGUAUCUGGCGGUGGUGUGCCAUACGACCAGAGGGCUGCAGCUGCACGAGGCGAAGAUGUGCAGGUACAAGAUCCGGGGAACCUGCUUGGUGACUUAAAUGGGGAAGGUAACAUUGGACCCACAGAGAUGGAAUUCAACGUGCAACUGCCAAGCUGUCACAACAUGCGGGACAAAGACAAGUUGUCUCGGCUACACUUCGAUACCACGUACCAAAACAUCCAAGUACACCACUGGAUAAAACUGGUCAUGCGCCUCUCCAAGCCCGACAAAGCGGAUCCCACGAAGAGAAGGCACUUCGAGAUCUCAAUCGACUCGCCCUUCCACAUCCUUUCCUGCCAGGCUACACAGGCCAACACAGCACUACCAGCAUACUCAUCACCUGAGCCGUACCUUGGUAACACACAGGCGCCCGAGUGCGGCUGUCCAAAUGCUCCUACCCGGCGCACGUCUCCGACUGGUCGGGUACCAACAUUGAGCUCAAUAAGUCGUCCAAGAGGCAACUCGGAUGCGACCAUGUCGACACCCAUGCCGACUCUCGCACGGCCACAAGCAGCACACAUUGGCGGUCCAGCCGACAACGCUGUGCAACGACCUAUCCACCUCCUUCGUAUACCGUCUUUCGCGCCACCAGAAUUCUCGGAGGAGGAACCCCCACCACCGCUCGAAACCCCACCUCCGCUAUACGAAUCGAUCGCAUCGCCAACAAAUGGACUUGCGGAUUACUUCGCACGUCUUUCCGACGCUUACGAUGACGACAGCGAAGGCGAGCGCGCAGACCACCGCCGUGUUGAGAUCCCAUUGACCCCCGGUGGACGCACUGCCCGAAGCAUGGACGAGCGAAGAACGUGGCUCCCAGUCGGUCACUAGCCGCGUCAACAGUUCAGCAACAACAAUAGCAUGAACCACGCAUGAUUACAAUGACGACAUGAGAUAUGGAUUUGGCCUGCAUGUAUCGGUCGAUUUUCAGGCGUUAU